CAAUCUAGGAGGCGGUGUUCAGUUGGUCUAUACAAGAUACGAAGGCUCUCGUUUUUGCGGUCCUACAACUCUUUAUUCUGUGGCCAUAUAUAUAUAUAGAUGUGGCAUUACAACCAGGGAAGUUCCAGCUGUAACGCGGCGCCUGCGCCUGCGGUGCCUUCGAGGAGCAUGGUCCACGCUACAUUGCCGAGGCGGCGCAUACCCCUCAUGGAGAAAAUUAUCAUCGGUAUCUUGAUCGGUGCAGCCAUCAUGGGGCCUUCCAUGUGGUUCAUGAACAAGAGCAAGAAAGCGAGGGAAGCCAACAGAGCAGCCCUGUCGUGGGGCUCUGAAGCAUAGACAUGUUUUUAACUCUGCGUUAUAUUAAACUGAAUGAUUAUCCAAUAUAGAUUCAUGUUAUGAAUCAUGAGUAUGGUCCCGUUCAUCCUACACAGUAAUUUUCAGCAUGUUAACCAAGGCCUGUUAUAGACGCUCAUUGAUUGAAAAAUAUCGGUGCUCAUGGGUGCAUUUUUGGAGCUCAUUGCUGACGGCUAACUGCGUUCUGCGUUUGAUGCAAUGAUCGCAUUACGUCCGAAAAGACCGCCAUCAUCAUACUUCCUCCCCUACCACUGUUGCCAACAAUGAUGUACCAACCGACAAAAUGGAGGUGAAAAGGCAGCUUUUAUCAAUGAUCGUUCAAUAUGAAAAUAAAAGACCAUUGUGAUUUGAAGUUUCAUAGAAAUUUUGAUUCAAAAGUACAUGUCAUCGGUUCAUAUUGCUAAUUUUUUUGCCAUUCUUUUGAGUCGGACUGUGUCGACUGCACUGGGGCACAUUGUUUACCUGCGUCUGCGUCGUCUGCAAUGACAGUCCGACGCUUCGCAGCAGACAUCGACAUCGACAGCCACUUACAUUUACGAUUUUGUAAUUAACGAAAAAAAAAAGAUGGGCGGAGUACAAACCUGUGUACCGUUUCGUCGGGUGCCUCUUCAGUGCUAAUCAAAUUAUUUACCAUGCUUGGAUUUCCACUACUCUGCCGACUUUGCGGCUUAACAACCGAUAAUGGCCUGUACAUUUACUGUGAUGAGGGGAAGAGGCGGCAGGUGGAGACCAAGAUCCGACUGUAUUUACACUUUCAGGUGCUACCAAGCGACAGCCUGCCAAAGAAAAUUUGUGCGUCCUGCUUUGAAGAACUGGAAGGAAUGCACAGGUUUGCUAUUAAUGCCCUGAAAGUGCAAGAUAAUCUAUCAAAAAUAGCAAAGGAAUUGCCCUUAACUGCCACAGAUAUUUGUAAAUCAUUCAUGAAAAACUAUGUGGCUGAACCAGUGAUUAUUAAUGAUACUGUGGCAUCCUUAACAAAUCAAGAAGUUACUGAAAUGGAGGUUCAGGUUGAUCCUAUGUUUUUUUUAGAGGAUGAUCAAAUUGAUGAAAAUGACCCUGUAUCAGAUUGUGGUGCUAACAAUAAUUUUGUGCAGAAUGGAGAAGAAGCCAAUGUCAGAAAAGGGAUUGAUGGCACAACCCCGUCAUUUUGCCUUGAGACCCACUCUGAAAGUGAGCUCAAUGGAGAAAAACAAAUGUUGACACAGUCUUCUGUUAAUAAUGAUAUAGAUAUUUCACAGAAGCCUAACGCAAAUGAAGUACCAGAAGUAGGACCUCCAGUUUUACUUGAGACGCAAGUCAAGUUAUGUCCUGAAACCAAAGCGGAAGAUGGAUUUGACUCUGGAGAGUUAAGUAAAGGGGAUACAGAGGUGGCUAGGGAAGUAACCAAAGCAGUUUCUCUCACCCUGAAAAGAGUGAAAAAAGUGAGCAAUGCAAACAAGAACUCAAAGAGAAGUGAUUUGAAAUCAUUACCAUCAGAGAACAUUAAAUGCAUUACCUAUACCUGCCCUAUAUGCAAGAAGGUCCUUAUGAAGAAAGGUUUAUUUAAAACCCACUUAGAAACACACAAAACUGAUCACAAAUAUGCCUGUGAAAUAUGCCUCAGGGUGUUUAAGAAGGAAAUUAAUUUAAUUCGACAUCAAAAAUCUCAUUCAGAGCUUACUACAUUUCCCUGUGCUCAUUGUAACCGUGUGUAUCCAACAAAGAGCACCCUACGCUCUCAUCUUGUUUCUCAUUCUGAUGAGCGUCCACAUGUUUGCAACAUUUGCACAAAAUCAUUUAAACGUAAUCAAGAUUUGAAGUUCCAUUUAAAUCAACACAAUGGCCUGCGACCAUAUCGCUGUCCGUACUGUACGAAAGCUUUUGCCAGCUCAGGGAAUUGCUUUUCUCAUCGAAGAAGAGCUCACAUGCAAGAGAUUGAAAGAGAUCGGGCUCUCAGAAAGAAUGCUCCCGCAGCUAGUUGAGUGAGGUUUCAAGUUCUCCUUUGUGUCACUUUCCAACUUAAAGCAACUUUUUUCUUUUAGUCAAAGUAUUAAAUUGAUUGUUACUUAUCCUGGGAAAUCUGGUUUCCAGUAUCCAUCAGUAUUAUUUAUUCUAGUCUAUAGAAUUGAAGUCAGCCACCUUCCCAGGAUGUUUAUAAGAGGCGUCAUGGUCAUAUCAGACAUUUUGCAUAUUUGCGGGUAAAUUGUAUUGCAAAUUGUAUACCCAUCAAGCAUCUUAUUAAGGGCCUUUGGAGAUGUGCUCAUGAAAACAUGAACUUUGUGCCCUUUGCCUGGGUACGCACCUGAUUAAUGUGAAAUCAAAAUGGUAUUAUUGUUUUUCUACUAACAGUACCUUCAUAUGCCACGAAGUUUGGGACCGAGAUUUAACCAGACCAGUCUGUCUUUUCUUUCUAAUUUAAAAUGAUUUUGUAGUGUACUUUGUCUUGUUUUUAAUGUUAUGUAGAUGCUUUACCUGGUCUGUGUGAUUUAUUUGUAGCUAUAAAAUAUAGGCCCUCAUGUACAUCAUAGCUAGUCAAUCCAUUUGGGACACAUAUUUCCAGGGUCCUAUUACUGUUUUGUUUUGUUUUUAUUUUUAUUAUAUUAUAAUCUAAUAUUUAUUGUGUCACCAGGUUUACAGUGACUUGUUAACACGUUCCCUGCGGCUCAUUUUUGGUCCCUAUGAUUUAACAUGGGAGCGUGACUACUUAGUGGUCAUGCCGCAGGGAACGUGUUAAGAUAUUAUUAACGUCUGUUUGAUCCGUUCAUGAAAAGCAUAUCCAGUGUUAUGGAUGUUAUGAAGCUCAUAGAAAAAUAAUUACAGUGUACUUCAAUUUUUGAUUCAGUAGGACCCAUUAGAUAAUUGUUAUGUGUAGACCCAGUUGUUCAUAGACAGAGACUUUAGUCAGAAAGAAAAUGGAUAUUUUAUGACCUUCUAGACAUUUGGUAGUUUUGUGUUGGUGGUCAAAAGUAUUAGAUCUAAAUUUUAUGUUGUUAACUGAUUAAAUAUUAUUCCAGCUUCUUGACCACUUUUCAAUGUAAUUUGAUCUUGUAGCAGGUUAAUUUUGUGUAACUUGUCUAUUAAGUCAUAAUUUUUGAGUACCUAAAAAGUUUAUCAUGAUGUAUCUGAGAAUUGGCAGAUGGCAUUGGCACAGUAAGUGUCGAAGAGUACAAUUGACAGUGUGAUUAUAUGUUCUGACAACAAAUUUCAGAACUAGUAUUGUGAAUGUGAUAAUAGAGUACAAGCACAUGUUUUUUUGUUCCUUUUUCGUAUUAUCAGUAUAUUAUGUCUCAGUAUAAGUUACACAGCUAUAAGAACAAGUAGGAAAUUUCCCUAUAGCAGAGACCCUUGGACCUCAUGUUUGACUGGUUAAUUUGGAUAGAAUGUAAUCCAAUUGUGAUAUUUUUCAGGAAAGUAAAAAUGCCUUCCCUCAUUGUUUUUUGUUUAUAAGCUCAUUCAUUAUUGUGAAAUGUUGCUCUUUUUAACAUCAUCAUCUUUCAACUUGUUUCAUUGUUUUGUUUUUAAUGAAAGAAGUUGUUUUGAUAAAACAACAUACUUUCUCACUAAUAUACAACUUUUCUUUCUCUCCUGGUUUUCCCUGUAAAAACUUUUGCUAUUUGCACAAUUAUCGUGUAUUUAGUUUUGGCUUGUCUCUGCCAUACCCUUUAGAGAGUGCCAACUAAUUUGUGUGUAUGUGUAUUCUUCAUUGAAUUUAAGAGAAAAUUUUGUGUGUCUUUUUAAGAGAAUAUUUCACAGCUCUCAUAUCAAAACAUUUAUGCAUUUUGUAAGUGUCUUGAAUGACAGCAUGCAAUAUACAAUAACUGUGGUGAAGCUAGAA
Messenger RNA from Frankliniella occidentalis (western flower thrips), 4168 nucleotides. RefSeq names its product zinc finger protein Gfi-1b-like. Gene Ontology annotation, cellular component: nucleus. Gene Ontology annotation, biological process: regulation of transcription by RNA polymerase II. The record is from RefSeq and is a predicted model, not a curated record. Gene Ontology annotation, molecular function: RNA polymerase II cis-regulatory region sequence-specific DNA binding; DNA-binding transcription factor activity, RNA polymerase II-specific; zinc ion binding. Lineage: Eukaryota; Metazoa; Arthropoda; Insecta; Thysanoptera; Thripidae. The transcript has 8 exons. Bases 987 to 2315 code for a protein of 442 amino acids.